GCGAGGCGGAGUGACCCGCCCGGGGCAGGGCAGGGCUGAGCGCGGCUCCGGGGCGGGGCCGGGCCGGGUUUCGCAGGCAGAGCGGAGCGGGCCGGGGCAGCAGCGCCAUGCCGUUCGUGGAGCUGGACACCAGCCUGCCGGCAGAGCGGCUGCCGCCGGGGCUGGCACAGACCCUGUGCGCCGCCGCCGCGGACAUCCUGGGCAAGCCGGCGGAGCGGGUGAACGUGACGGUGCGCAGCGGGCUGCCCAUGGUGCUGUCGGGCUCGGCCGAGCCCUGCGCGCAGCUGCUCGUCUCGUCCAUCGGCGUGGUGGGCACGGCGGAGCAGAACCAGCGGCACAGCGCCCGCUUCUUCGACGUGCUGACGGCGCAGCUGGGGCUCGGCCCCGAGCGGAUUGUCAUCCGCUUUUACCCACUGGAGCCCUGGCAGAUCGGCAAGAACAGGACAGUCAUGACAUUCCUGUGAUCCUUGGAGUGCUGGCUGGAACAAGGCAACCUGGAGAUGAUCAGCUCUGUCUGUCUAUCUACAUGUUUCCACUUGUGAUCAAAUCUGUGUAACUUGAUUCACUUCUGUUUUUGCAUCCUAUACACACAAAGCUCAAGAGUGAGACCAUCAGCUGAACUAAUUUUACUGAAAUAGUUCAAAGUCUUUGUCUCAAGCUUAGGCCUAGACAAAGCUGCCUGUAGCAGUAAAAUUUUAAUUCUAGAACAUUUGGCUUUAGUGAGGACCAGAGAGGUUCUGAGGUUUAUCUAGUUUUUUUUCAUAGUUUGCAAGGCAGAAAAAUUCCUUUUUUCUGUUUCUCUGUGGAGCAGAAGGGUCUCAGGCCAGUGGAGAUGACCUGGAAGUCAAAUUCUUUUCUUUUUCAGGCUCCUCUGAAAGCCCUUUCUGGAAAGAGAUUAUUGGGAGAGAAGUUUAGGUACUGAAGGCUCAUGUCAGAUCUUGUGCUCUGUGCUCUGCCAUUGCCACCUCCUGUGUCUGCUCCUACAAAGUGUUAUUUGUUCACAAGGUUUUCAGGGUUCAAAGUCUGUCUGUUGAUGGCAUUGUCUGGAGGAGUCACUUCUGAAGACCUGCACUGUGCCACCAGAAAAUAUUUUGAAGUUUCUGCUACUCCCAUUUUUAAUUCUUGUUAUUCACUGUUUGUUCAGAGUCCUUUUCCUUGCUGUUAUGGGGAGUUUUGGGGUGAUACAGCAUCUCACUGUGAUCUGAGCUGGUGUUUCCAGCUCAGUGUCCCUGCAGAGAAGUGUUUUGGGUUUUUAGGACCCAUACACUCCCUCACUUUGUAACUAGAACACACAGGGCAUUUUAUUAAAACAAAAGCAGGGUACUUUUAGUGUACAAUGUUGCCUCUGCCUUAUGCUGCUAAUGAAAACAUUUAUCAAUUCCCCUUCACUUUGUGACUUGGUCAGUGGAGCUCAGGGAGCUCAGCAGAGCUGAGAGCACACCCCUGGGACAUGGAGGUCCAUCGUUCUAAAUGGAGUUUUAUUUGUUCAUGGCUUGAGGUAUUAAGAUUAUUGAAAAUAUCCCCUCUAAUUGCCAUUUAGAAGUUGUUUGUUCCCUAUACACCAUAAAUAGUUUCUUCUAUGUUUGACAAAUCUGACAAGAAUAUAAUACCAAACACAAAUUACUGUAUCAGGCUGGGGGGGCUACACCUAAUCUGGUUAAUAAACUCUUGUAAAAAUUA
Messenger RNA from Oenanthe melanoleuca, 1680 nucleotides. Its product is annotated as D-dopachrome decarboxylase. The coding region runs from base 108 to 464 and encodes 118 amino acids. The record is from RefSeq and is a predicted model, not a curated record. The transcript has 3 exons. Gene Ontology annotation, molecular function: phenylpyruvate tautomerase activity. NCBI's taxonomy places the organism in Eukaryota, Metazoa, Chordata, Aves, Passeriformes, Muscicapidae.